CCGCAGACACUCUACCAGAAGCUUUCCGAGUCGUCCCACCCGGUCGCCUUGCUGUCCUUCCUGCUGCUCCGGCUGACGCCGAUCGCCAUCUACCUCUUCGGAAUGCUCUUCACGUCGAACUACAUCCUGCUCUUUAUCACCGUCAUCCUCCUUCUUGCGGCAGACUUCUGGAACGUGAAAAACAUCUCGGGCAGGCUCCUCGUGGGCUUGCGCUGGUGGAACGAGUCCAACGAGCUGGGCCAGUCCAUCUGGGUGUUCGAGAACGCCGACCCGGCCAGAUACAUCAACCCCAUUGACUCCAAGGUCUUCUGGGCCCUCAUGUACGUUGUCCCGGCCGUGUGGACCGUCCUCGCCGUCUUCGCCGUCCUGAAGCUCGAGCUCCUCUCCCUCAUAUUGGUCAUCGUCUCCAUCUCGCUCUCCCUCACAAACACCAUGGCUUACACCAAGUGCGACAAGUUCGGCAAGGCAAACAACAUCGCCAACGAGAUGCUCUCCUCCGUCGGCGGAUCCCUGUUCAGCCGGCUCAACUUCUUCUCC
Molecule: messenger RNA, 537 nt
Organism: Pichia membranifaciens NRRL Y-2026
Lineage: Eukaryota; Fungi; Ascomycota; Pichiomycetes; Pichiales; Pichiaceae
Exons: 1
Biological process (GO): vesicle-mediated transport; protein secretion
Cellular component (GO): Golgi membrane
Source: RefSeq, a predicted model, not a curated record